CCACCAGAGCAUGGCGACCACGGCGGCCUCGUCGUUGCUCUCCCCGGCGGCAAAGUUCGCGCUCCUGAGCCGGUACCCAAGCGCCAAAACUGCACCACGUAGCGUCCGGUUCCCCCCGGUGCGAGCCCAGCAGGAGGUGAAAGAGGAGGAGCCCGCGGCGACCGUGCCGCCGCUGCAGGAGGAGCAGGCGACGGCGGCGGCGGCGGCGAAGGGCCCCGCGCAGUCGCUGCCGCGGCAGCCGCUGGCGGAGAGCAAGAACAUGGGGCGGGAGUACGGCAGCCAGUGGCUGAGCUGCACGACGCGGCACGUGCGCAUCUACGCCGCGUACAUCGACCCGGAGACCAACGCCUUCGACCAGACGCAGACGGACAAGCUCACGCUCAUGCUCGACCCCACCGAGGAGUUCGUCUGGACCGACGAGACAUGCCAGAUGGUCUACAACGAGUUCCAGAACCUCGUCGACCACUACGAGGGAGCUCCACUGUCAGAGUACACGCUUCGUCUCAUCGGCUCUGAUCUUGAGCACUACAUCCGCAAGCUGCUCUAUGACGGGGAGAUCAAGUACAACAUGAGGUCCAGAGUGCUCAACUUUAGCAUGGGCAAACCCCGCGUCAAAUUCAACAGCAGCCAGAUCCCAGAUGUAAAAUAGAUAUAUCCUAUACAACUCGGCGAGCUCACGAGUUGUACACACUUGCUCUUCCAUCAGAGAGUAGCAUUUACGAGACCAUUCCAACACAUAUACAAAACAAUGCAUUGUAGACGUUUAACAACCAAGUCUCAUAUAAAUGUGUUCUUUCAACAAUGCUCUGUAUGCCAACAUCUUGGCUACAUAAUCAACAUAAAGACAUUAAGGCACGUUGUCAUCCCGCCUUAUAGUUCUCUUAUAGUUCUGAAUGUUUUGCAUCUUCACCUAGAGAGGGUUAUAGAUUACUCUGCUAUAUUAACAGACGACUUGCUCUUCCCGAGUCCUAGUUCACAUAAUCUAUGAUAAAAAGUUUGGGUUAGUACUAUGGUGUAACACAUAUAUGCCUCAUACUCAUCUCCCUCGACGCAGUAUCUAUCACAUUUCGUGAUAGUUUCUUUGUAAAGGGAUUUGCCAGGUUUUUAGUUGUUUUAACAUAUGUAACAACAGAGUUGCUCAAUUUUCUUACAGACUUCAAACGUC
Triticum aestivum (bread wheat) is the source of this 1165-nucleotide messenger RNA. Its product is annotated as NAD(P)H-quinone oxidoreductase subunit M, chloroplastic. NCBI's taxonomy places the organism in Eukaryota, Viridiplantae, Streptophyta, Magnoliopsida, Poales, Poaceae. Gene Ontology annotation, molecular function: oxidoreductase activity, acting on NAD(P)H, quinone or similar compound as acceptor. The record is from RefSeq and is a predicted model, not a curated record.